AUGGAAGUAAAUAAAAUUAAAAAUCAACAAAAUGAAUUAAUUCAAUAUCAUAAAAUUAAAUCAAUUAAAGAACAUAUUAAAGUUAUGGAAUCAAAAUUAUUAUUAUUAUUGAAUAAUGGAAAUAUGGAUGAAACUAGUAAUUCAACCAUUACAGAAUCAAUAGAAUCAAUAAAAAUAUGUAUAAUAUUAAAUUAA
Dictyostelium purpureum is the source of this 195-nucleotide messenger RNA. RefSeq lists its product as uncharacterized. The record is from RefSeq and is a predicted model, not a curated record. Lineage: Eukaryota; Evosea; Eumycetozoa; Dictyosteliales; Dictyosteliaceae. The transcript has a single exon. The coding region runs from base 1 to 195 and encodes 64 amino acids.